AAGACAGAGAUGGUUUCCACGGCAGAAGCAGAUCCUGAAGAAGGAAGAGACGGUCGUUACAACGGCGGCGGCGAGAGGAUGCCGACAAUGAGGCCUGACGUGCGAUGGACGUCGUGGGUGAUUCCGAUGGUGGUGAUUGGGAAUGUCGUCGUUUUCGUUGUGGUGAUGUACUUCAAUGAUUGUCCUCGCAAUAGCCAUCGAUGUCUAGCUAAGUUCCUAGGAAGAUUCUCAUUUGAGUCUUUUAAGUCUAAUCCUCUUCUCGGUCCUUCUUCUUCUACGUUGGAGAUAAUGGGAGCUUUGGCAUGGGGCAAAAUAGUUCACAGGCGUCAGGUUUGGAGACUCUUAACAUGUAUGUGGUUGCACGCUGGUGUUAUCCAUUUGUUAGCAAAUAUGUGUUGUGUUGCCUUCAUUGGAAUUCGUCUUGAGCAGCAGUUUGGUUUUGUUCGAGUCGGGACGAUAUACCUUGUAUCUGGCUUCUGCGGGAGCAUAUUAUCUUGUCUGUUUGUUCAGAAUGCCAUAUCUGUUGGUGCCUCAAGUGCUUUGUUUGGCCUCUUAGGAGCAAUGUUAUCAGAAUUGUUAAUCAAUUGGACUACCUAUGACAACAAGGGUGUGGCUUUGAUAAUGCUUCUGGUGAUUGUUGGUGUUAACUUAGGAUUAGGAACACUUCCUCCUGUGGAUAAUUUUGCUCACAUUGGAGGUUUCUUAGGCGGUUUUCUUCUCGGCUUUCUCCUCUUGAUUCAUCCACAGUUUGAAUGGGAGGAAAACAGAGUUUCUCUUAUGCCUGGUUCCAUUGUUAAACCGAAGUACAACACUUGCCAACUCGUGCUUUGCGUAAUUGCAUCCAUCGUCUUUGUCGCGGGGUUUGCUUCUGGUUUGGUGAUACUAUUCAGAGGAGAUAACUUGAACAGAUAUUGUAAGUGGUGCCAUAAACUGAGCUACUCCUCUAAAUCCCAAUGGACAUGACAUUUGCUUUUCAUUUUCUUAGAGUUAGAUUAUUAUUUCUUUGGUAACCAAUUCUGUUUAUUGCAGCUCUUGUUUCUCU
Molecule: messenger RNA, 1042 nt
Organism: Capsella rubella
Lineage: Eukaryota; Viridiplantae; Streptophyta; Magnoliopsida; Brassicales; Brassicaceae
Product: RHOMBOID-like protein 7
Exons: 4
Coding region: 10-963 (317 amino acids)
Biological process (GO): proteolysis
Cellular component (GO): membrane
Molecular function (GO): serine-type endopeptidase activity
Source: RefSeq, a predicted model, not a curated record